This is a messenger RNA of Monoraphidium neglectum, 1671 nucleotides long. RefSeq lists its product as hypothetical. Bases 1 to 1671 code for a protein of 556 amino acids. The record is from RefSeq and is a predicted model, not a curated record. The transcript is spliced from 7 exons. Gene Ontology annotation, cellular component: microtubule organizing center. Gene Ontology annotation, biological process: microtubule anchoring. Lineage: Eukaryota; Viridiplantae; Chlorophyta; Chlorophyceae; Sphaeropleales; Selenastraceae.
AUGGAGGAGCUCAAGGAGGCUGAGCUCCGUGCAAACGUUUUUCUGGCGGUGGACGAGCAGGACAAAAGGCAGGGCGAUGCAGGCAUCGCAGCCAGGAGCGACACCAGCCGGCGCGACGCCCUCGCUGCCUCCCGAGAAGGCGGCGUGCUGCUGGACCUGGUGCAGGAGUUCAUGGGGUGGGCGGACCUGCGCUUCACCGCGCGGGUCUUUGAAGCCGAGGCACGCCGCGAGGCCGCGCACCCGAAGCAGCGGCGGCAGCUGGCGGCAGACCUGGGCCUGCCGGCGGCGGACGGCGAGGACCAACCGCUGCUGCUGUUGCUGCUCAAUGCAGCGAUGCAAGGGCAGCAGCUGCAGGCGCAGGCCGGACGGCAAGAAUCGAAGGGCGAUGUCGGGCCCCAGCGGCGUGGUCCGGCGGGGACGGGCCCAGGGCUCAAGCUCCCACUAGGUGCGCUAGGCGCGGGGAUAGGCGCCCCUGUACAGCCGCUGGUGAGUUCAGCUGAGCAGCUGGGCAGCGCCGCGGCGGCAGACGCACCGCCGCUGCUGCCCCGCGCGCGGGAAGGCGCGGCGGCGGCAGACAAUGGCGGGGAAGGCGGCGGCGGGGGCCUGAUCGCAGCUGAGCGUGGCCACGGAGGGGGUGGCGGCAAGAGCAGUGCUGAAGGAAGUGAGGAGCAGCAGGAUGAGCAGGAGCAGGAGCAGGAGCAGCAGUGGCGGUGGGGCCAGCAGCAGCAGCAGCAGCGGCGGCAGCAGCAACAACAGCAGGAUGACCAGCAGCGGCGGCGGCUGUUUGCCCGCGGCAGCGAGGACGAAAUGCCUUCAGGCAGCGGCGGCGGCGACCCAGGGACGCCAAGCGAUGACAGUUUUGACGCGCCAGCCCUUCCUGGGCUCAGCCCGGGCCCGACUGCUGACACAGCAGCCUCCAACCUGCGCAGCAGCGCCGCCAGCGCCGCCGCGGCCGGCGCCGGCAUGGCGCCGCCGCUGAGCCCUCCGGGCUCGGACGGGCCGGGGGACGCGCACCGAUUAUUCAGCGACGACUCGCCUUCGCCUGGUGAGAGCGCUGGCUCCCCGCAGCAGCAGCACAUCCCCGAGCCCUCCGCGGCGCCUUGGAGCGCGGGGAGCGCCGCGCAGCCACAGCGCCAGGCGCAGCAGACCGAGGCCCGCGGCGCGCCCCCCGCUGCGUGGGGCGCCGGCGCCCGGGGCCCGCAGCCGCAGCGGCCGCAGCAGCUGCAGGAGGGCGGCGGCGGCGGCGGCUCUGCUUAUGCUAUCGAGCGUGUCAUAGACGACAGCUUUGAGGACGACCUGCCAGAGGAGCUGCCCAGCGAGGUGCAGGACGAGGAGUCGUCGCAGCUCUUCACGGUCCUGCGCCCCGCCGCCGCGCCCGCACCCGCGCCUGGGCCCAGCACCGGCGGCCGCCCGACUGCUGCCGCUGCCGGCCUGCGCGGCUCGGAGGAGCUGCGGAUUGAGGACAGCGGUGCGUCUGAGUCGUCCGGGCGCGGCGGCGGCAGCAGCGGCGAUGGCGAUGGCAGCGACGACGGCAGCGAGUACUUGGCUGAGAGCCUGAGGGUAGGCGGCGGCGCGGCGGGUGCGGCGGCCGCGGCGGGGCCAGGCGCCGGCUUCUUUGCGGGGGGGCGGCCGGGCCUUGAUGGGGAUGACGAAGACGACGACGAAUUUUGA